This is a messenger RNA of Papilio machaon (common yellow swallowtail), 473 nucleotides long. RefSeq names its product protein transport protein Sec61 subunit gamma. The transcript has 3 exons. Gene Ontology annotation, biological process: protein targeting; post-translational protein targeting to membrane, translocation. Gene Ontology annotation, cellular component: Ssh1 translocon complex; membrane. Gene Ontology annotation, molecular function: transmembrane protein transporter activity. The record is from RefSeq and is a predicted model, not a curated record. Bases 144 to 350 code for a protein of 68 amino acids. NCBI's taxonomy places the organism in Eukaryota, Metazoa, Arthropoda, Insecta, Lepidoptera, Papilionidae.
UCUCGAAACGUGGCUGACGUUUAAUUUUGGGUUGUCUUGUCAUAAUUGUAUAAAUCCAACAAGAGUGAAGCGUAGGCACUUUUACAAUAACUGCUCAAAGGAUUGCAUUAAUUAUUGUGUUAAAUUGCUCUAAAUAAAACAAAAUGGAUCAAAUCGCAAAGUUUGUAGAGCCAGGCAAGCAGUUCGCUAAAGACUCUAUUAGAUUAGUAAGAAGGUGCACAAAACCAGACAGAAAAGAAUUCCAAAAGAUUGCAAUUGCCACUGCUAUCGGAUUCUGCAUCAUGGGAUUCAUUGGUUUCUUUGUAAAAUUAAUUCACAUCCCCAUCAACAACAUUAUUGUUGGAUCGUAAGCUUUAGUUAGUUGCUUAGAUAUAAAUUUUAACUUUAAGCCCAGAGCCCUCUAACUUAAAUUCUCAAUUCUCCUCCGUUUGCACUAUGAUUUAAAUAAAUAAAUUAUAUCAAUUUUUUUAUUU